AAUUUAAUGAAUAUUGGUUUCUAUUCAGUGAAAGUAAAGCACUGCAGCUUGUAAAUGCUAAUUAGGAGCUGGGAAUGUUGGUACAUGUAAUAUCUACUGGUAGAUAAUCAAACUAUAGAUGGGAAUCAGUAGCUUAGUAGUGAAAGCGGUUCUCAUUGAUGAAUUUUUGGCUAUGUGUAAACUGUUAAAGACUUCUUGAUUUGCUAUAAAUAUUUGUGCUUUUCAUAGACCCGUUACAGUCACAUUGAGGAAGAUGAAACUACCAAACGUACCUGGAAAUAAAUGCAACAGGUCUAUUACUUAAAUGUAAAGCUGUAAAUCAUACUUUGGGAAUUACUUUGUUUCCCAUUAGCAUCAGGUAGCAGCAGAAGCACUUGCAGGUACUAAAACUCAAGAGCAAUUGAAAUAAGUAAUACAACCAAUGUCGGUAAUGAAAUGUAUUUAGUUGUCAGUUGACGCAGACCUCAAAUGUUUCAUUGAGACUAGAAUUGAAAUACAGAACCAUACAAUAAUUUUUAUCAAGUCUUAUUUAUAAAUGUAGAUUUCGAAAAGUAUAUCUACCUAGCGAUCUCAGAGGCUUUUGAUAAUGGAAUUUAUUUAUUUUGAUUUGUUUUUAAAGCAGCUAUAAAAAGCAAUAACAAUAUGAAGUAAUAAUUCAGCACAUGUGAUUAAGAUGUAAAAAAAUGUGCAUCAUAACAGAAGACGGUCUAGAUUAGUAAUCUAGACAAAUAAGUAUCCUUAUUUUUCCUUUUUGUUAAUUGUUUGGAAACUUUGUAUAUAUUAUUCAAAACAGGUUUAAUACAAAAAAAUCCCAAAGUAAAUGUUUUAGAAUAGGAAAAGAGUAAAGCAGGGACCAAGAAUAAACAAAACUUAUAUUCUUUCCUGAAAAUGCCAUUUUGAACAGGCAUAGGAUGCUAUCAUUUUAACACUUGCUCUUUAAAAACAAAAAAACUAAUAAAUGUGUAUAAACAUACAAUGAUCAUUGCUACAGUAUUGUGCGUGAAAUAUGCAAGGGGAUGGGUUUGGUGAUUAUUUUUUUUCCAUUUCCUCAUACACUGGAUUUUCCCAAGUGAGCAGAUAUAUUGCUCGACUACCUACAGGUCUGGGUCAUUUUGAUGAGGACUAACAGGACAAACUAAACAUGUGGUCUUAUCUGAUAGCCGGAGUUUUCAUGCUUUUCCUCAAGGAUGCUUUGACAGAACAGAAGCUUAGGGGCUGUUUGACUAAUGAUGAACUCAUGCACCAGGAAAAGAAGUUACUGCGGCGGGCAGGCAGACACAUCGAUCUCAGGGCUGCACCUUCUGUGUCUGCCGCGUCCUGCCAGGAUUUCACACACUUGGUCUUCUCAUCUGAACUAAAGAACCGAUCACUCUCUCCAUGGCGAUUAAAAUUUGAAACCAAUAAUCAUCUGAUCCCUUCAGUCUAUGAAGUGGCUGAGUGUCUGUGUUCCGGCUGCAUCAUUAACGGCUCGGAAAACACCGACUACAACUCCGUCCCGGUGAUGCGGGAGAUGAUGUUCCUCAAGAAAGUCUCAUGUCCAGCUGAUCCGGAUAAAUACUCUAUUAAUAUCGUGUAUAAAACACUUCCGGUCGCCUGCACGUGCGUCGUGCCCAGACAAUAACCUCUUGUGGAGGCAUUAAAAUGUUAACCCGGACCAAAAAAUUAUGUAGAGACAUGUCUCAUAUACGGUUGUGUUUGUUUUAAAAUGCAAAUUUGUUUAAAUUUGUUGUUUGUGUAAAAAAAAGCACUGCAUGCUAUGCUUAUAUUGAUAAGCUCCAUAUAAAUUGCAGUUUAGUACAUACACUAUGUGGUACAUACACUACUGUAUACAUCAAUAUAUACAAAUAUUGCUUUAUUUAUGCGAUAAUUUAUUUACUAUUUAUUUAAAUUAUUUUACAAGGUUUCACGUUUGUUCUUAAAGCUUUUUUUAUUUAAUAUGUAUUAUAGAAUUUCUUAUUUUGUUUCUGGGCAUUGUAAUGUUUUGAAUAUGCACAUAACGUUUUAAUGUAUGUAGCGUAUUGAAUCUAAUAAAAAUCAUACAACCUGA
Molecule: messenger RNA, 2047 nt
Organism: Silurus meridionalis
Lineage: Eukaryota; Metazoa; Chordata; Actinopteri; Siluriformes; Siluridae
Gene: il17c
Product: interleukin 17c
Exons: 3
Coding region: 1142-1621 (159 amino acids)
Cellular component (GO): extracellular region
Molecular function (GO): cytokine activity
Source: RefSeq, a predicted model, not a curated record